UGAACAAUCGCCCACUCAUCACCUACAACAACAACCACCGCCAAAAUGGUCUACACCCUCGUCGUGCACCUCUACGCCAAAGACGACGCCGAAGCCAUCAAGAAGCUAUCGGCGAAACUCCAGGAAGCCAGUCAGGUUUAUUCCAAAGACAAAGAGACACUCGGAUGGUUCGUCAUGCAAGACCACAAAGAUCCCCGAGCCUUCACCAUCGUCGAGCGCUACGCUCACGAGAGCAGUCAAAAAUACCACCUCGAAAACCCCUACUGGCAAACCUUUGACAAAUACGUGAUCCCGCUGCUGGACCGCGAGAUGGAUUUGCGGAGAUUGAACGAACUCGACACGAGUGAGGAGGUUAAGGUUGAGACGGAUGAGAGUAUGUGGGCGAGUGUGAAGAAGCAUCAGACUUACUAGCUCGGAAAGUACAGGCGGGAAGGUCGAUUGGCUGAGUGACUUUCACGGAUUGAGAGACCGGCCACUUUACGAAUGGUUGAGCGGAAGGUCACUGAAGCAAAAGCGAUAUGGUGCUUAGACAUACU
Messenger RNA from Zymoseptoria tritici IPO323, 536 nucleotides. RefSeq lists its product as uncharacterized. The transcript has 3 exons. The record is from RefSeq and is a predicted model, not a curated record. The coding region runs from base 46 to 411 and encodes 121 amino acids. Lineage: Eukaryota; Fungi; Ascomycota; Dothideomycetes; Mycosphaerellales; Mycosphaerellaceae.